GUUGGUUCGAACCAGAGGGUGGGUAUAGCUGCUCAACAUAUAAACCCUUAACCUCCAUUGUCAAAUAUUCACGAUCAAUCCUGUAUGGCAGGUUAAUUUCACUAAUUUGCUGGUUUAGUAAUCGUGAGCACAUAUGUCGAUGGAUGAUUUGGUCGGUUUGCUGAGAGUUCAUGUCCAUAGAGGUGUAAACCUUGCAAUUCGAGAUCUACGUAGCAGCGAUCCUUACGUUAUCAUCCGAAUGGGCAGACAGAAAUUGAGGACUCGAGUGGUAAAGAGAAAUAUAAACCCUGUGUGGGAUGAAGACUUGACUCUCUCGAUUUUGGAACCUCUCCCUGUUAAACUUGAAGUGUACGAUAGGGAUAUAUUUUCAACCGAUGACAAAAUGGGGGAUGCAGAGUUCGAUUUCAAGCCGUUCAUGGAAGCAGUAAAGAUGCGUUUGAACGAUGAUCUCCCAAACAAUACAAUCAUCACAACUGUGAAACCAACAAGGACCAACUGCCUAGCUGAGGAAAGCCACAUAACAUGGACCGACAACCGAGUUAUCCAAAACAUGGUUCUUAGAUUACGAAAUGUCGAAAGUGGUGAGAUUGAAAUUAAGUUGAGAUGGAUUGACGUUCCCGACCAUAAACGUAAAUAGUUCAUUCGACCUCUUUGCGUUUCACGCAUUCAAUGGUAUGUUGUAGAUUCAAGCAUUACAUCUCUUAAAGGGUAUUUUAGGCAUUUGAAUGUACCUGUCUUGAUAUCUAUAUCCAUUGCUUUCAUGGGAGUGAACCAGAAGGGUUCUUGGUUUUUUCUUUGAACUUUGUUAGUC
Molecule: messenger RNA, 811 nt
Organism: Cynara cardunculus var. scolymus (artichoke)
Lineage: Eukaryota; Viridiplantae; Streptophyta; Magnoliopsida; Asterales; Asteraceae
Product: protein C2-DOMAIN ABA-RELATED 4-like
Exons: 3
Coding region: 134-637 (167 amino acids)
Source: RefSeq, a predicted model, not a curated record